Molecule: messenger RNA, 3462 nt
Organism: Dentiscutata erythropus
Lineage: Eukaryota; Fungi; Glomeromycota; Glomeromycetes; Diversisporales; Gigasporaceae
Source: the annotation of a GenBank genome assembly
AUGUCUUCUCUUCCUAAACCUACUAAUGUAAAUGGCGUCAAGGCUGACCCUAAGUUUUUGAGAGAUCCUUCUGCAUUGGAAUCUAUUUCGUCAGCUAUAUAUGAGUUAUCUUCUUACGUAGCUUAUUCUCUUCCGACUUCACUUGCGUCGUUACGUAAGAAUCCUACAAAUCCUACAAAUGACUAUCAAUCGUCGAUAAAUUAUCAUAAAGGCCAUUUAUCACAUCAAUUUGCCAGCGAUGUAGAUUCUGUGCCUGAUGGACUUUUUGAGAAAAAAAAAGACGUAAUUGUAUAUGCGGCAUUCGAUGAAAUUUUGACAUGUUCUAAUGAUGCUUAUAAAAGCGCAAAAAAUCAAUCAGUUCUUUUUUUGGGAUAUCCUGACGGAUUUCAGAUAUGGGACAUAUCAAGUGCUGAUAAUAUUUACGAGCUUAUAUCAAUUAGAGACGAAGAAAAUCUUGGUCAAGUCAUAUGCAUAAAGCCAUUACCUAAUCCACGUCAUAUAUCUAAAGAUGUUAUCGACAAGUAUGCAGAAGUUCGUCCAUUGAUUGGAUUAGUCUGUAUAUUGACACCACCACGAGAAAACGAUAUACUCCCAAAACCCAAAAGUGUGUUAAAAUUCUUUUCGUUAAAAACACAUAAAAUCAUCAAAUCAAUGGAAUUUGAGGAUGAUGGUAAUAUAGUCAGCUUGAAUUGUAAUGAACGAGUCAUUGUUGUGAGUCUCGUUAAUCCGGCGAAACUUCAUGUUAUUUCAUCAUCAACCUUGCUACCAUUGUCUUUUUCACCGUUGCAAGACGUUGCAGCGCAUCCUUCUACCCGUGUUCCAGUGUUCGCCUUAGGGCCUCGAUUAUUGGCUUAUGCAACAACGAGUCAUCCUCCAGAAAAUAAUGUUAAAAAGGAUGGCUAUGUGAUGAGUGACAGUGAUGAGGAAGUUAGGGCAACGGGAAAAUAUCGAGUUGCUAAGGAUGUUGCAAAAGAAGUUGUUAAUGGUGUAAAGCUUUUAGGCGAUUAUGGAUACCAGACACUUUCUUCGUACUUUAAUAACUCAAAUCCACAGACUUCCUCGUCAAAACCACAACCCACUAUGCCAAUAAAUAUAAACAAUCACGCCGAUGCGAUGGGUCAUGUUUCACGUGGUUCGUUUUCAACACAGACUAGCCCAUCCAACGGAUAUUAUUACAACCCAAGGGUUGGAAGUAGUAAUGGAGAAAGUAAUAAUGGAAUAAGUUUAAAUGGUAUUGCAAGUAGUUUUGAGAAUGACAAAGAGAAAGGUGCAGUUGGAGCGGUACUCAUACGCGAUCUUGGUAUAUCAUGCGAUGAACAAAAAAAGCAAUCCAAUGUUAUUGUUUAUUUUUCACCACACACCAAUCCUGUUGGAUAUUUAUCGUUCAGCCCAUCAGGAACUUUUUUGCUCUCGACAUCAGUUCAAGGUCAUCAAUUUCACGUGUUUGAGAUCAUUGGUAAACGUCGUCGAAGUAAGAAAACUUUAAAGCAUGUGUAUCAACUAUCGAGGGGAUAUACGAAUGCUAUUAUUGGUGAUGGAGGUGUAGGUUGGAGUGAUGAUUCUAGGUGGUGUGCUGUAGCUAGUGGACGAGGAACUAUUCACUUAUUUGCGAUCAAUCCAUAUGGCGGUCCUGCUCAUGUACCUUCUCACAUUGCAGGAUGGGUUAAUAAUGCAGAUGAAUCGUAUAAAUUAACUACACAGUCAGCCGUGAUUCGUAUUAAGCCACGUACACCUCUACCAUCAGAUUCGACCGAUGUUGUUGAUAGUACUUUACAAGGCACAAAUAUGCCCCUCAAUAAUUAUGAAUAUUCCUUUCCAUCUACAGAAACAAAUACACUUCCUAUUGAUCAACAAUCACAUCAUCCAAAUCAAUUGCAUCGUGGAAAUUUAAACGGUCUUUAUACACAAUAUAAUGUACAACAUCCCGCGUUACAUUAUAAUACAUUGCCAUCUGUAUUUCCGAAUAAUUACUUAAGGAAACCCCCAGGAAUUUGUGUCAAAUUUUUACCUUCUGUAUCUAAUUGUUCUAUAUCAAGUUCAAAUAAUGUGUUAUUAAUUGCAAAUUUACAUGCAAGGAGACAAAUUAAAAGACGACCACCACUAAAUUUGGUGCCUGAAGGCGCUUCUAAUAAUGGCGAAACUGGUCGCAGGAGAUCUCAUUCAUGGUCUCAGAAUUAUACUUCAAGUAACACAUCUAAUUAUCUUGAAUUUGAAACUAAUGAUAACAAAUUUGAUAUUGGUUAUCAAGAUCUGUGGAGUUUUAAUCCUUCGGGUAUUUUGACACUGCACCGUGUGUGGAUAGAAGGGGUAGCGUCUGAUCAAACUUCUAAUCAAGGAACAAAAGAUGAAUCAAAUAAUAGUAAUGUAAUUACAAUUGGUGGUACACCACUAGUAGGAAAUGUAGCUGCAGUUGCUAAUGUUGGUAGAGCGUUGGUUGGUAGUGCAGCAGGCGUUGUAGGUAUGGGAAUGGAAAUUGCAGCUAGUGCUGUUUUAAAAAAAACGAGCACUCUAGAUAUGAUUACCAGUUACGAAGAUGUUGCUGAAUGGCAACUAAUUCGCGACGCUAAUUGGGCUGAAGUAAAAAAUGUCAUAGAAGCUCCAAAACAAUGCAAUAUCGAAAAUGAAAUAGCUAAAAGAGAAAGCGAUAAAAAAAAAUGGCUUGCUAAUGCAGAAAUUGUAACAUAUACCAGUUCAAAAGUAUCUUUACCUCCACCUUUGUGGGCGACACCACAAUUUACAUUUCAAACAUUUUUGCCUGGUUAUAAAGAUGCUAUAAAUAAAGGAGAAGUACCUCGUUCAAAAAAGAUAGAAAUACGAAGGGAUAUUGUAGAAAGGAUAGAAACCAGUGAUGAAUCAGAUGGAGUUAAUGGAUUUAUGAAUAAUGAAGAAGGCAUUCAUAGAAAUGAUAGUAGAACAGGUAAAGCGGUUCUCAUUCCAGCCGGUAAAGCUAUUGGUAAAGGUACUGGUGACAUUUCAGCAAAUCUAUCAACAGCAAUGUGUACAUCACUUGAUUUUACAUCGUCUAGUCCGACACUUUUAGCUGUUAACAAUAAGUCCAGAGAUCGUAUGUCAAAUGGCAGCUCUAAUGGAAACACAUGUCUAAAGAUUGCAGAUGAUACAUCCACAACACCUUUAUCCUUUGAGGAUGCAUAUCAUAUCCAUAUUGCAAAUAAUAUUCCUACUAUGACAUCAGCAAAAUUCACAGCGUUGAAUAAUAGAAGUAAUAUUUUAUCAGAAUUUUCAAAUAAUACGACAUUUGUUCGGCAGUCACAUUCAUCUGAUACACAAUCGACAUCAUCAUCAUCCAUGGCAUCUGAAACCACAUACAGUGAUGAUUCAGAAAAAUUAGAUUAUAGAGAGAAUAGUAUAGGCGAAAAAGAAGGAAACUUUUUCUUUUCGCCUGAUGGGGAUAAUGAAGUAGAAUUACCUACUGAUAGCAUUAUAUUACCUCGUAAUAGGUAA